Molecule: messenger RNA, 1038 nt
Organism: Candidula unifasciata
Lineage: Eukaryota; Metazoa; Mollusca; Gastropoda; Stylommatophora; Geomitridae
Source: the annotation of a GenBank genome assembly
AUGGCAGUUCAUCUGAUAAGUCCUCGGACGAAGAAACGAUCGUCGUCUCUGAAAAAACCCCACCGGAGGCUGCUGGAAAACACUGAACUGGAGGAUAUGCGGCCCAGAACAACGUCGCUGCCCACUCGGAACGAGAUUAACAGGCCGGGUCGGAAGUACCUGACCCCUAUAUCUGAUCAGGAAUACAGCGUGCACCCCUUGAGGUCCUUCAUCACCACACCUAAAGGCCUUAUCAACAGAGGCGACUCCAUGAGAUCCAGAAGUAACAGCAGCGUGGUCUCCUCCUGCAGCGGCAGCACCAGCGAACUGGCGCCACAGUCACGGUCAAGGACGUCCAGUUCUGUCUCCAACGGAAGUAUCUGCAUCCAAAGCCCAGUGAUGCCAGGGUCUCCACUGCACGGCCCCCCUCCGCUCUGCGGCGGGGAACCUCACUACAGAGUCACCGUCCUCGGGUGUGGAGGCGUCGGGAGGAGGUCGCUGACCCAACAGUUCACCACAUCCCAGUAUCUGGGAGGCUUAGACUCGCCUUUCUCUGAAGGUUGUGAUCGGGAGCUUCAUGUCUCCGUGUUGCUGGACGGUUCUGAGACUGCCUUAGAGUUCAUUGUUCCUCAGGAAAACUUGGACCUUCACUCCGUGCCCACCUCUGACGCCAUUGUCCUUGUGUUCACCAUAGAUGACAGAUCAACAUUUGAGCGAACUACAGAUCUACUUUACGAACUCCGUAAAAUUGACGGAUGGGCGGGGCCUGUGAUACUAGUGGCCAAUAAGUGUGACUUAGUCCGGACUAGGGAGGUCUCUACCGAAGAAGCCAAGAGCGUGGCUACAACCUAUGACUGCAAAUACAUAGAAACCUCGGUCGUGCUGAACCACAACGUGGACGAGCUCUUGGCAGGGAUCGUAUCCCAGAUCCGACUCGCCGACACGACCCCUAAAAGGGGUCCUGAACCAGGCUGCUACUCUCGGAGUAAAAACCUCCUACAUAAGAUCUUCAGAAAAGACCACCUGUCGAAAUCGUGUGAAAAUCUGUAUGUGCUGUAA